Messenger RNA from Asparagus officinalis (garden asparagus), 333 nucleotides. RefSeq lists its product as uncharacterized. The transcript has a single exon. The coding region runs from base 1 to 333 and encodes 110 amino acids. Lineage: Eukaryota; Viridiplantae; Streptophyta; Magnoliopsida; Asparagales; Asparagaceae. The record is from RefSeq and is a predicted model, not a curated record.
AUGGCACUUGUGAUGUCUGAUGAUCCCGCAAACUUCGAGGAUGCAGUAGGAAGUGAGAAGUGGAGAAAGGCCAUGGAUGCAGAAAUUAAGUCCAUUGAGAAGAACAACACAUGGAAACUGGUUAAGCUGCCUGCACGAGCUAAAAGGAUAGGAGUAAAAUGGAUUUUCAAAACUAAAUACAAUGAGGCAGGGGAUAUUGACAAGUACAAGGCUCGGUCGGUAGCAAAAGGCUACUCGCAGAGGCAAGGAGUGGAUUUUACAGAAGUUUAUGCUCUGAUGGCUCGAAUGGAUACAAUUAGAGUGAUGCUUGCUUUGGUUGCACAGAGAGGCUAG